AUGUCGAAUAAGAAAAAGAAACGAACAUCUAGCAUGUUUGAUUUCGACAACGUUAAAGCGAGCGUCCAAGAGAAAGCAUGCCGAACUCAUCACGUGCGUCAGGUAUUAAACGACCUUCGCAACGUUAACAUUAAUGAUAUUGUGUCAAAUGAUAUUGAUCUUGGCGAAGACGAAAUUCUUGCUCUAAUGACGACCAAAAUUUCUAUACAAGCAGUGAAUAAUCUGCGUAAGACGCUGCAACAUGUGCCUGCUAACAUCACUCGUGUCACUGAAACACCGAUGCGAUCGUCAAUGAUUUACGAAGUGUUUAAAAGCCUACGUUCAGCAAACCUUUCAAUGGAAGAAAUAGAAACAUACAGUAAAAUACUUGAAUCUCGAUGCCCGGUGUUUAUGUCCAUAAAUGAUCCGAUUACCGAUAUCGAUUUUUCGAGUGAUAAAGAUUUGUUGGUCAAGUAUCUUACUCCACCGGUGUCUGUUUGCAUGCGAUGCGAUAAACGAUUGUCUAUGAGAAACAACCCAUCAAGAGCGGUGUUAUUUACGUUGCGCGGACCUGUUCGGUGUGCGAAAGUAACUUUGGAAUGCAGAGACUGCUCAACUCGUUAUGGUGUGUGUAACUACACAGACAAAUGUGGCACCCGAUUUUAUCCCCAGGAUUUUGACAUUGACUUGAUUGAAGUAAGCAAUGUUACCUACCUACGCCCAGAUCUUUACCAAUGGAUGCCUUCUCUCAGGUAAGACAUAAACAAAGCUUAUUUUAAUACCCUGUAAUUUUAAUACCCUGUAAUUUUAAUACCCUGUAAUUUUAAUACCCUGUAAUUUUAAUACCCUGUAAUUUUAAUACCCUGUAAUUUGUGAAUUUGAAUUCCGAAAUCAUUAAAUAAACAGUGAGACAAUUCAGACAAACAGUUAAAAUUAUACAGCAGAUUUUGAUUUACAGUAUGCACCAUAUAAACAGAGACAUAACUAUAGAGAUAAGUAAAACAAUUACAAAUUUUCGUUUUCAACACUCUUCAGAAAGGUAAUUUAUGAGAGAGAUCAUUGUUAUUGUUUACAUAUAUGAAAUUAAACAAUAAAACUAGUAGCUAAGUUCUGUUUUGAUAUACUAGCCUGUGUGCAGUCCCAGACUUCUAGGCUAUAUACUAGCAGGUUUUGAUCAAUUGCAGUAACAAAAUGCUAUAUGCUAUUGCUAUGUGCAUUGUAUCACGAAAGUUUAUUCUACAUUAAUUAGGUUAAAUGUUAUUAUGUUAGGGGGUGAUUACAUGGAGAGUUUUCAGCCCGGCCUAAAGAUAAAAUCCUAGUAAAACACAGUAAGCGAUUACAUGACCAAAAUUCCUGCCCGGUUUGAGCUGCCCGGGCUGAAAUAUGGCUGGUUAUAAAAUAUAAUAAUAAAAUAUAAUAUAAACUAAAAUUUAAUACAAACUGGGACAAUUGCUACUCUUCAUUAAGCGAUUACGUGACCAAAAUUCUAGCCCGGUUUGAGAUGCCCGGGCUGAAAUAUGGCUGGUUAUAAAAUAUAAUAAUAAAAUAUAAUAUAAACUAAAAUUUAAUACAAACUGGGACAAUUGCUACUCUUCAUUCGGUUGGUCAUCUCUGUGCUUGAGACUGAAUUAGAAUAUUAUAUAAUCCAUAUUAAUUUCAUCCAUCUCACCCAUAUUCAAAUUAUAUCAUAUUGUAGUAAAUGUUAAUUAUACAUACAGUAAAUUUGUCAAUUGUUUGUUACACUUGGGGGCUAUUUACAUGGAUUCCGGGCUGGCCUAGCAAGUCAGUGAAACAGUCGGUCAGCAAGAUCUCACCCUUUGUGUUAUGUCAACAAACAGGCUGGACCAGUUCCCAAUACCCCACUAAGGGCAACUAACACUGAUGAGAAAUAAAACUGGAGAAUGAACAUCUCAAAAUUGUAUUUCAUCUCACUAAUUAUGGGACAUGUUUGCCAAGUGUGUGGUUGGUAACAAUUUUCAGAUGUUUUCAUCCAGAAUUCUUUUUUUAGUAACCAUUGUUGGGUAAGCUUUAGUGGCUUUGCUGAAGCUUAUAACGAGAUAAAUGAAAAUCAAAUUAAAAAGUAUGCUCAGUCAUUGAAAGGUAGGUUUUUAUAAGGUUUUUAUAAAAGAGAAACCGAGCAAUUUAAUAUGUAUUUGUGACAUACUGUAAAUUUAUAAAAUGCAUGUCUACGCAGUUUUAAUGAUUUUUCAGAUGCAUCUGUGUUGGAUGAAGACAUGGAUGAUAGCAACAAAGGUAAUUUAUCAGACCCACCAAGGGGUGUGACAGACAGAUGAUACUGCCUUAACUGGAGACAUUGUCAAAUUUUGUGGUUAACCCAUUAAGCUCCAGAGCUUCCCCAUUGACAAGUAAAAUUGUCUGGCAUUUGUCAAAAAAAAAUAUAAGUAGGGCACACUGGGGUGCAUUGCCAGUUAAUGGGUUAAAAACAGGUGACACAGUCUUCAAAUUUUUGUUGUGGCUCAAAAUCGAAAGUGACAUUUAUUACCCCCCUUGGUGGGCCUCAUUUAUACAGAUUGGCUGGGGACAGUGGGCCUGAGCUUUUCCAGUGAAUGUUGCACUGCUUGGAACUAAGUGUGCAAUAUAACCAUAUAAUAAGAAUUAGGGUAUAAUAUAUUUUUAGGUUUUUCAGAAUAAACUCUGUUAGCCUUAAUCAUGCAAUUAAGGCAAUUCACAUAGCUUAUAAGCCAAACUUAAUUUGACUGGGGGCUUCAGAGGGUGGUGUGUUAAAUUUAGUGUUGAUCUAGGUAUAGAAAAACCAUAAGCUGUAUUGGACUUGUACAAUAUAGUAAAUAAGCUUGGUCAGAUUUUAAAACUGAAAGAUUAGAACUGUAAUACUGAAUAUUCCCUUUUUUGUUUGUCAAAUAGGUUGUUCUGCCAUAUUAGACACAUGCAAUUUACAACAUCCCCUUACUGAUCAUGUUCUGUCUGGCUACUCUGUUUUAUAUAAAUAAAUACAAAGCCCAGUCGAAUUGUAUUCACGACCCAACGUUUCGACACUCCAGUCUAGUGUCUUUAUCAGGGGUGAUCUAAAGUUGCAAAGUGGCUUCUUACAUGUAUAUACCCAAAGGAUGACGUCAUCUGCCAAUAAGAUGCAUGUAUUCUUCUGGCAAAUCAGCACAAAGCACAAUUACUCAUAUUUAUAUGCCACGCUUCUAAGCAAUGUCUUUGGCCAUAGCGAUUGUUUGUGGUACUGCGAUUUCCAGUUGAGCAUGGAAUCGCGAAAGUUUGUUCGUUAAGUUUUGUCAUUUGAAAACAAUGUUUGUGACGUUAUUCUAUAAUGUUGCUAGGCGAGCUGACAAUGUUGUCAAGUAAAAUGUUGUGAAGUUCACGACUAUAAAUAGAAACUUAUUUUGUUUUGUAAUGAUUGACAGUUUUUAACGGUUUUUACUUGACAACAUUGUGUGCUUGCCUGGUAACAUUAUAGAAUGAUGUCACAAACAUUGUUUUCAAACGACAAAAGUUAACAAACAAACUCUACAAACAAACUUUUGCAAUUCCACGCUCAACUGGAAAUCGCAGUAAUUACUUUAGAAUUUUCCCACGCAUUCUCGUGUUUGGUAUCACACACAUGCUCUGCUAAAGCGGAUUUGCCAGAAGAAUACAUGCAUCUCAUUGGCAGGUGAUGUCAUCCCUUGGGUAUAUAAGAAGCCACUUUGCAACUUUAGAUCACCCCUGAUAAAGACACUAGACUGGAGUGUCGAAAGUUCUUGAAACGUUGGGUCGUGAAUACAAUUCGACUGGGCUUUGUAUUUAUUUAUAUAAACCAGAGUAGCGAGACAAAACAUGAUUAACAUACCUGGAUGCUGUGAACGAACAAACUUUAAAUCCCCUUACUGUGUUUUUUUCAUUUUGACAAAUCAGUUUCAAAUUUUUAAAGUCAUCAUCAUUUACUACAAAUACAGUCCACAGAGUCACCAUUUUUUUAUUUCCAAUUCCAGGCAUUUUACCUGGCGAGAUGUCAGCUAAAGUAGUUGCAAAUGCAUUUUGGAAACGGGAAGCUGAACUGGAACUGCUCUCUCAUGGUCUACGUGAAACUUGGAUUUUUAUGGAGAAGAAAAGUGGACCAUAUACUGGUACAACUGAUGACAUAAUGGAGUAUAUUGACAAAAAACGCUCGGUUGAGCAGUAUUCCCAUGAUUGUUCAGCUCACUGCAAAGAGAAAGGUAAGCUAUCUUUCCAUACCAGUAAAAUUGUGAGAGUGAAUUAUGGUAUCAAAUAACUUUUGAAAUGUUUAUGCUGAAAUCAUAUGAAACAAAAAAACACUUGCUAUACCUAGUCUGUAUAAAUGACCAGUCAGCCUUUAACCUUUCAAUCAAUGUAGGUGUUAGUGAAAGCACAUUUUCUUUUAUGGCACUAUAGUUUUGAUGUUAAGUUUCUUAUAGAAAUUUAAGGUCCUAACUCUAGGUGGGUAUUACAAGAUACAGUAUUACACUGCACCCAAUUAAGCUGGAAUGCACCUAUGUGUGUCCUACUUUAUUUUGUCUAACACCACAGAGUAUUUUACUUUUCAGGGGAGAGUCUGUCACACUAGUGCAUGUGGGUUAUUUAUUAAAAUUACCUGCCAAUGUGUCUUGUUAAGGUUGUAGCUGUAUCAGAAUGCCUUUGCAAAAUAUAAUAAAAUUAAUUGGACAUUUGAUUUUUUUGUUUUGCCAAAUAGCUAAUUGCUCAGACACAUAAUCCAUGUAAAAACAGUUAUUUUUUUAAUAUAGGAUGUGGUCAGCUUUAUGUUGCCGAUGGAAAUUGGAAACUUCGAUAUGCACAUUGUAUGUGGAAAGUUCCAAUUGAAGUCUCUGGGUUUGGAAAAAUUAACUAUCCAAAUAUCUGCCCCCUAUCACCGAAGAGAGGUCAUGCAUUUUGUGACAAGCAUUGCGAGAAUGCUACAUCACUUGGAUAUCCAACAAUGCUGAGAGAGUUUUUAAAGACAUGUGGCAUCACAGAUAGAAAUAUUGAAGAAGGUUGGUAUAAACCUAUAAAAUUAACCCAUUAAGCUCCAGAGCUUCCCCAUUGACAAGUAAAAUCGUCUGGCGUUUGUCAAAAAAAAAUAUAAGUAGGGCGCAUUGCCAGUUAAUGGGUUAACUAGAGACAUUGUCAAAUUUUGUGGUUAACUAGAGACAUUGUCAAAUUUUGUGGUUAAUAUCAUGUUUUGUAAUUUAACCCAUUUACUGGCAGCACUCUAUCACUGACGAGUAAAAACGUCUGGCGUUAGACAGAGUAAAUACUAAAGUAGGGUGCAUUGUCAGUUAAUGGGUUAAUAAGAGACACUGGCAGAUAGGUUUGUUAACCCAUUUACUGGCCGCACUCUACCACUGACAAGUAAAAUCGUCUGGAGUUAGACAGAGUAAAUACUAAAGUAGGGUGCAUUUGGGUGCAUUGCCAGUUAAUGGGUUAUUAAACUAUCAAUGUUAAGUAUUGGUUGCAUGUAAUAAAUUGCAAUAUUUUUACAAUUGUGAUUUCAGCCUUGAGUGAGAUGUCUUCACAACCUCAUUUGUCAGGUAGGUUUUUCAAACACCGCGGAAAAACGUCUGUCCAUGCGCCAAAUUAUGAAUAUAUGGCUUUUUGCCGCCAUUUUGAGCCUUCGGAAACGUUCGGAACAGCUUCUCAUCAAGUUCGCAAUACAUUUAUAGGCAACGUUGACGCAUGCGCAGACGUUUUCCGCGGUGUUGGUUUUUCAUGUUUUCCUACGUAUUGAUAUAAUGUGCUUUGAGGCUAUGUAACAUUAGUAAUGUGCUUUAUUUAUUAUAUUUGUUAAUUUAAAGUGCCUAUGCGACUUAUUUUUUUAUGACUGAAUUGCAAAGUUCAUAAGUUAAAAUCAUAAUAUAUCUUGUUUUCUAAAAACUUUGUUAUCUUUCAUGUAUGUCAAGAUUUUCGACUUUGUUUGAUAUACAAAUGUGACUUAAAUGACGUCACACUGCAUAAUGUAUUGUACUGGGGCCGGUUGUAUAAAACUCUUAAUCACUUUUUUAAUCACUAUUUUGUAGUUAAAUAGUGAUUAACUCUCAAAUACGCGCUUCUUAUUGGAUGACGUUUCCACUAACUAUAGUUAACUUUAAUCACUUUUUUAUACAACCAGCCCCAGAAGACUGUUUUUUAGCUUGAUAAAAUUGUCAUUAACUCAAAUUUGCAGACGAAAUGAUAGCUUUGAUAGUUCUUAAAGUAUAUCACUUUCAAUGUCAGUGGAAUUAUCACAUGUUUGGCAAGGAAACGUUUUCUUUCUGAAAACUCAUUAUGCAGUGUGACGUCAUUUAAGUCACAUUUGUAUAUCAAACAAAGUCAAAAAUCUUGACAUAGAGGAAUGAAAGAUAACAAAAUUUUAGAAAACAAGUUAUAUUAUGAUUUUAAAUGAACUUUGCAAUUCAAUCAUAAAAAAAUAAGUUGCAUAUUAGGCACUUUAAGGAGGAGCCAGAGCUUGUCCAUGGGCUAGUUAUUGUGUGACAGUUUUACUUUGCGUGUAGUAUUAAUUAAACCAUGCAAUUCUUUUUAGAGUCAUCUUUUGAAGCCAUAAACAGUGGCCUUGAUAAAAUUUCGCAAGUCAGCAAAAUUGGAAAUUCUCCUAAUGCAUCAACUUUUCAAGGUAAAUUUGGUGAUAUUGUGCCAUAUACAAUGGAAACUUGUUAUAACAGUGAUUUUAGUUGCGUUUUUUUUUCUGUUGUUACUCUCCGGUCUGUCAGUGAAUAUAACUGUAGCCAAAAAAUUAAGCACCUGAGUUCAAGACCACAGACACAACAUAUGGUGAUUUUAGAUGUUUAUUUUACAUGUGUGUUAACCCUUUAAGUGGCAAUGCGCCAGACUUUACUAUUACACUCUGUCUAUUACCAGAUGAUUUUACUCAUCAAGGGGAGAGUGCUGCCAUUCAAUGGAUCAACUUUCUGUAUAUUAGCUAAUAAAGUUGUGCAUUUCACUUGCUAUAAUCAAUUAAAUCUGUAUUAUUGUAUUUAUCGAUGACACUGCAGAAACUAUUACCACCCCUGUUCACCAACUGCAUGGGCCAGGCUACUCCUAAAUAGUCAAUCUUAUCCUAUUAAAUCUUUUCAAAACAACUAACAAAAGAUAAUGCUUGUGUAGGAACUUCUGAUUUCCUUUUGCAAAAUCCUGAGUUUGUUGAAAAUCAAGAGGUGCAAGGUGAUAUGGUUUGCAAUAAAGAUACUGGGGGCCUGAAGACAUUACAGUGUUGGUCUCGAGGAAUCUUUUUUAUAGUCAGUGCUGGAGGCCAUAUUGAAUACUGGCAGCCAUUGUACAGGUAUUUUAUAAACCAUAUUUCUGCUACAUUGCUAACUAUUUCUCACGAAAGUUAUUAUUUAGUACCUCCUUCCAAUCUAUUUCCAGCUUUUGUAUAAAAUUAAUCAAACAAAUUCCUGAGAAAUACAUAUUAAAAUUUGAGAUUAUUAUUCUGAAAUUGAUAUUUCAACUUUAUGUCAAAGCCUUCUUCAGCUGGACUGCAUCCCUUUGGAAUAUGUUUUGUACUUCAUUGGCUUGGAUACUUGUUUGGUUUGGGUAAUUACAAAAAUAAUUGUGUUAAGUUUAUUUUAGGUCAGAAUCUCCCACUCAGGCAUACCUCAUAACUGUUCUGUGGCUUUAUGGUAAAUUUAAAGACUUAAAGGAUGCAGGAUAUAGUGAAGACGAAAUUAUUCAAGCCAUGUCAUCAGUCGUUCUGGCAUAUGACAAUAUGUGUCAUUUGGAUGGACUAUUAGUUUCAAAGAAAAAUCUCCCCUUCCCAAAGCCUUUUGACCAAGCGUGGAAAUGUAUUGGCAAAGUAAUUGAUCGAUUACACAUUCGAAAUCACGUGGACCCAAAGUGCCAGCUGCAGUAUAAUGCUGACGAUAAAGUACCAAGUCAUUUCAACACCAUGGCAUGUGAGCAAACUUUUAUUUGGGCCAGUCGAUUAAAGAAAGUUAUGUGUGCUAUGCCGCACAUUCAUCAGUUUUUUUUUCUACAUAGACUUGUUAAGUACAGAAACGCCUAUACUGAGAAAUGCCAUAAGCAACGCAAAACACCAGUUUUGCCCAAAAAAUAA
Messenger RNA from Paramuricea clavata, 8008 nucleotides. Lineage: Eukaryota; Metazoa; Cnidaria; Anthozoa; Malacalcyonacea; Plexauridae. The record is from the annotation of a GenBank genome assembly.